UUGAGAGAGAUGGAGAUAAAUGAGUAAAUAGACUAUACACAAUCUUAAAAAAUUUCGUGUGCUUGCGUUAUUUAAGAAAGAAGUGUAUUAAAGUGAAGUUUAAAACAUAAUUUAGAGUCAUUAUUUAUUGCAAAACAUUGAAAGUAUCGUUUUUGCAUUAGACUUUUAGAUCAAAAUGAUAUGAAAAUUAUGGAUUAGUGAAAACAAUAAAUCGCGUUCAUCAGGCGCUCGUGCAGAAAAAAGAAAUGACUCUGACAACUUCUUCAAGUAUGAGAUCAAAUCGUUCGUUCAGUUUCAAAUGUGCAACACACGAACGAGACCGCGAAAUCUACUGUGUUAAUGACUUUCAUGUAGUGACCAAGGAAAAACCUUUUAUAAAAAAAAUGGCUGAAUGCUUGGCUAACAAGAUGCUUCCUCAUCAACGAGAUCGGAAAUAUUACGCAGAUACUUUCAAAUGCUGGCCACCACCGUAUUUCAUAAUGUUGAUCUCAGUUGUCGAAGUCAUCUGCUUUGUUUACCAUUUGAUCACGAAUGACGCAAAUCCACCGAACUCAAGCGUUCCCAUCGACUCGAUUUUCAUUUAUCGUCCCGAUAAGAAGCACGAGAUCUGGAGAUUCCUUCUCUACAUGCUGUUGCAUGCUGGCUGGUUUCAUCUCACAUUCAAUUUAAUCGUCCAAAUACUAAUCGGAAUACCAUUGGAGAUGGUACACGGUUCAGGACGAAUCGCUUGCAUUUAUUUGUCAGGUGUCUUAGCUGGAUCUCUAGGAACAUCAAUCUUUGAUUCAAAUGCAUAUCUUGUUGGUUCGAGUGGAGGAGUUUACGCUCUUUUAGCAGCUCACUUAGCCAAUAUAAUGCUUAAUUACAGCAAUAUGGAAUAUGGAGUUGUGCGAUUACUCGCAAUUUUACUUUUUGCAUCAUGCGAUGUCGGAUUUGCAAUUUACUCGCGAUAUGAAAGCGAACCGUCCUCGUCAAUUCCGUCAGUUUCAUUUGUCGCUCAUGUUGGUGGUGCUGUUGCUGGUCUAACAAUUGGUUUGAUUGUUUUGAAGAAUUUUGAACAAAAACUUCAUGAACAGCUACUUUGGUGGAUUGCGCUUGGAAUUUAUUGUGCCUGCAUUAUUUUUGCAAUCAUAUUUAACAUUGUGAAUUCUGGUAACUAUGUGAGUGAUGAAACUGAAUACGUUACUCUAAUCAAAGAGCAUCGAAGCUAUUAG
Clunio marinus is the source of this 1211-nucleotide messenger RNA. Lineage: Eukaryota; Metazoa; Arthropoda; Insecta; Diptera; Chironomidae. The record is from the annotation of a GenBank genome assembly.